UUAAAUUUCAGAUGAAAAGAGAAAAAAUUGAAUACGGAAUAACGAGAGUUGUGAAAAAUGGCACCACCAGAUCCCCUGACACAGAUGAACACGUACAGAUCGUACGUGACGAUGCUGGCGGAUCCAGGAUCAAAGGACGAAUUGAAACUCAAAGCUGCACAGGAAUUAUCCGAGAACUUCGAAGUGAUAAUGUGUGCAACGCAAUAUCCAGCCUUUCUAGAUCACCUGAUGAAGAUAUUCUUGAAGAUUCUUCAGGAAGGAGAGCCCCACUUCAUAUCAGAGUACAAUAUCCAGCAAGUUAGGAAGCUCAUCCUCGAGAUGAUCCAUCGGCUUCCCACCAACGAUUAUCUCCGUCCUUACGUCAAACAAAUUCUCAGCCUUAUGCUCAAACUACUUGAGACUGAAAAUGAGGAGAACAUUCUCGUCUGUUUGAGAAUCAUCAUCGAAUUGCACAAGCAGUACAGACCACCUUUUAACCCAGAGAUUCAGCACUUCCUGCAGUUCGUCAAAUCAAUCUACUCAGAGCUCCCGAAGAAUCUCCCGAAGAUAUUCGAGCCUCGGCCGCCCCUCUCUGUAGAAGAUCUUGCAGAAAUAAACAUCGAGUCCCUGCUCAAGGAGACCUUUACAAUAACAGCUAUUCAAAGCGAGAAGAAAGCAGCAGACGGUACAGUUGUAACAUACAACUUAAUCCCAAAGGCAGUUCUAUCCUUGAAAGUCUUGCAGGAACUUCCAAUAAUCGUCGUCCUGAUGUACCAAAUAUACAAGCAAAACGUUCAUCAAGAUGUAGCGGACUUCAUCCCUCUCAUAAUGACGACUAUUACUCUUCAGCCCUCCCCCCAGCACCGGUCAUCACCAGGUUUCAACAAAGAGGUCUUCGUUGAUUUUAUGGGUGCGCAAAUCAAGACCCUGAGCUUUCUUGCUUACAUAAUAAGAAUUUACCAGGAAGUUGUCUCCCAACACAGUCAGAUGAUGGUAAAAGGAAUGCUGGGACUGCUGACACUGUGUCCCAUGGAAGUUGCUCAUCUCAGAAAGGAAUUGCUCAUCGCAGCACGUCAUAUUCUAGCAACAGAUCUCAGAACAAAGUUUGUGCCCCACAUGGAACGACUCUUCGAUGAACAAGUCCUUCUGGGCAAUGGCUGGACAACCCACGAGUCCCUCAGACCUUUGGCCUACUCCACUCUGGCAGAUCUUGUCCAUCACGUCAGACAACUUCUCCCCUUGAGUGAUCUAGCUCGAGCUGUCCACCUCUUCAGCAAAAAUGUUCACGAUCAGAGUCUCCCCACGACAAUCCAAACAAUGUCCUGCAAACUCCUUCUCAACUUGGUCGAGUGCAUCCGUCAGAGAAGUGACGCAGAGAGCUCCACCCAGGGCAGAGAACUUCUCAUGCGAAUGCUUGAGGUUUUUGUGCUUAAGUUCAAGACAAUAACUAAACUCCAGAUGCCAGUACUCUUGAAUAAAACCAGAGGACCAGCCCAGACUCCUCCUGGACCCAGUGACGCGAAGACUGAAGACGUUAAACCUGUCAUCGAGACCGACGACAAAGAAACUAAAUCGAAAUUCGGAUUUCCCCAGUCUCAAUCUAAUAAUUACAACGUCGCUGAUUACAGAUCACUCGUGAAGACUCUUGUCUGCGGUGUUAAAACUAUUACCUGGGGCUGCGCAAACUGCAAGACAGGAGAUGUCGUUCAGUCGAAGCAGUUUCAACCAAAAGAGACACUGGUGUUUAUUAGAUUAGUCAAAUGGGCGCUUCAGGCACUCGAUAUCUACACCAUAGGACCCCCAACGAUGGGUUCCUCCGUUCCAGGUCAAGUUGGAAGACCAGUUCAGCCUCAAACUGUUCGAACUAAAGAGGAGAAAGAGGUUCUCGAGCAUUUCAGUGGAGUCUUCUCCAUGAUGAAUCCUCAGACGUUCCAGGAGAUUUUUUCAACGACAAUAGACUACAUGGUUGAGAGAAUCUCAAAGAACUGCGCUCUCCAAAUCGUGGGCAAUUCGUUCCUGGCUAAUCCAACCACUUCCCCAAUAUUUGCUACUGUUCUAGUAGAGUAUCUCCUGGAGAGAAUGGACGACAUGGGAUCGAAUGUCGAAAGAUCGAAUUUGUACUUAAGACUGUUUAAACUGGUCUUUGGUUCUGUCUCCCUGUUUCCAGCUGAGAACGAGCACAUGUUGAGGCCACAUCUCCACCAGAUAGUAAACAGAUCGAUGGAGUUGGCAAUGAGUGCGAAGGAACCUUACAAUUACUUUCUACUGCUCCGAGCCUUAUUCAGAUCAAUUGGAGGGGGCUCCCACGAUCUUCUCUAUCAGGAGUUUCUGCCUCUCUUGCCAAAUCUGUUGGAGGGACUCAACAGACUCCAGUCAGGAUUACACAAGCAACACAUGAAGGAUUUAUUCGUGGAAUUGUGCCUAACUGUUCCAGUAAGAUUGUCAUCACUUCUUCCUUAUUUACCAAUGCUGAUGGAUCCUCUGGUUUCGGCUCUCAAUGGGAGUCACACACUGGUGUCCCAGGGCCUCCGAACCCUGGAGCUGUGUGUCGACAAUCUGCAACCUGAUUUUCUUUAUGAGCACAUACAACCGGUCAGGGCAGACUUGAUGCAGGCCCUCUGGAGAACCCUCCGUAAUCCCACAGAUCAAGUAGCGCAUGUAGCUUUCAGAGUCCUUGGAAAAUUUGGUGGUGGUAACAGGAAGAUGAUGAUCGAACCCCAGAAGCUUGAUUACAAUGACAGAGAGACAAACUCUCCAUCCAUCGUCGCUAACUUUAUGGACCAACAGAACAAAACACUGUCAAUUGAUUUUCCUGUGGAGAAGGUCAUAGAGACUGCAUUCACAGCUCUUAAAUCCAACACGACCGAUCCAUUCUACAGAAGACAGUGCUGGGAAGUGAUCAAUUGUUACCUCGCAGCAUCUCUAAGGCUCGACGAUGACAGAUCGAUUCUUUAUAAACUCUUCACUCAUCCUAGCUUCAAAGAGGGUAAAAUUCUUCAUCAACAGGGACAUUACUACAAGUGCCCUGAUGUAGUCACGAGAAAUGUUCAGCAGACAGCAUUGACAGGACUCUUCGUGGCAGCUGCGAUAAAGGAAUUACGACAGUCUGUUCUGGGGACAAUGGUCUCACUUGUUAGGCAUUACACGAUGAUUGCGAUUGCUCAGCAGGCAGGUCCCUUCUGCCAAACAGCUAGACCUGGAAGACUAACUGCAGCUCUGAUAUCUAGCAAUCAGGGACUCGAUUCGCUAGUCCUCAUCGAUGCAUUGGCUGUUAUCAUGGGACACGAAGAGAAAGAAUUGUGCAAACCAGGGCAUCUGGCUCUGGUGCUGAUUUUAGAAACAGCCACCAAUAUUCUGGGGAGCAAAGAGAGGGCCUGUCAAUUACCCCUCAUGGAAUAUUUAGCUGAGAAAAUGUGCUCCUUGUGUUAUGAACGAGCUUGGUACGCCAAACUCGGUGGCUGUAUCGCCAUUAAAUUUCUCUUUGAGCACAUGGCGACAAAGUGGGUGCUAAAUCACCUAUUCGUGUUUCUGAAGGCUCUCAUGUUCGUGAUGAUGGAUUUGACAGGAGAAGUCUCGAAUGGUGCCAUCGACAUGGCCAAAGCUAAUCUCGAGCAGAUGCUCAAGGUGUGCGUCAAUUCAGGGACUGUCAAGAGGGAGAUGAUGGAGACAGAUGACAAUGCGACGUCUCAGGAUCUCAUUGAGGCUCAGAAUAAGAGCCUUUACGAAGUGACUCAUGAGUUGGUACGACAGGUAACCUCUCCUCAUACCAUUGUUCGAGAACAGGCGAUGGCUUCCCUUCGUCUUCUCGCUAACAUCCAACAGAAGACUGUAACCGAAGUGAUGGAACCUCACAAGGAGGUGCUAGCUGAUAUGAUUCCCCCGAAGAAACAUCUGCUGAGGCAUCAGCCAGCCAAUGCCCAAAUCGGAUUGAUGGAUGGAAAUACUUUCUGCACAACUCUCUCACCGAGACUAUUUACUAUUGAUCUGCAGAUAAUGGAGCACAAGGUCUUCUUCCAAGAGCUUCUGACCCUUUCAGAGGCUGAAGACACGACCCUACAGAAACUCCCUUGUUACAAAUCAGUGACCAAUCUCAUUCCCCUAAGGAAAUCUGCACUAAGGGCACUCGCAGCAUGUCAUUACAUCGUCAACUGUCGUGAUAAAAUUUUUGGAGUACUGUAUAAAGCCCUGGAGAAGCCCAACGCUGAAUUACAAGAGGCUGCAUUUGAAUGCAUGAAGAAAUUCAUUGCUGGAUUCCAGAUUGAAAUGGAGAACGUGCAUUCGAUCAUGAGACCAAUGCUUUUAACUCUGGGAGAUCAUAGAAAUCUGUCUCUGAAUUGUGUUAAGAGACUCUCGUAUUUGACUCAAUUGUUUCCCAGUACUUUCAGUAUUACUCUGUGUGAGCAGCUCCUUCAGCAUCUCAAGAAACUCUUGGAGAAUCUGAUACAGGCCCACAAGGGGGUGUCGAGAUCAGGGGAGAAUGAGCAAAAGAUUGCCACGAUUAUUGGUAUAUUUCAUCAGAUCCCAGCAGCCACUCCGAAAUUCAUUGAUGUUCUUUGUCGUCUAGUUCUGCAAACUGAAAAGUCACUUUUAGUGGAGGCCUCGAGCCUUUUCAGAGUCCCAUUAAUGAGAUUCUUGCUGAGAUAUCCAACUGAAACCCUCAAUCUCUACUUGCAUGACAAUAAUAUCAAAGAUCAACAGUGGUCGAGGUACUUGGAAUUUCUGAUAAAGCACAAGGAGGGUAAACCCUUCAGGGAUGUUCUUCACAAUAACACGAGUCGUCUCAUCACGAUGCUCCUAGCCCACUCCCAAACAAAUUCAACAUUGACUCAAGCAGAGAAGAGCGAAUUACAGCAUCAGGCCAUCAGAAUAAUCUCGGUAUUAAUAAAGUUCGAUGAGCAAUGGCUCUUCAAUCAGGAACAGCUCAUCGGAGCAUUGAAGCAGAUCUGGUGCAAUGAUGAAUAUCAAGCCCUCCACAAGAAAAUUGAUUCCGUCGACUUUUCCCGUUGGAAGGAGCCCAAACUCAUCGUCAAAAUCCUCCUCCACUACUUCGGCCAUCAUCCCAAUGACAUCGAUCUUCUCUUUCAACUUCUCAGGGCUAAUUGCGAUCGAUUCAUCCCAGACUUCCAGUUCUUACGAGAUUUCCUGGAGACAACAGUUGCUCAGGAGUACACAGUAGAGUGGAAGCGAGCAGCUUUCUUCAGAUUUGUCGAGUACUUCCCCACCAAUAAUAUGUCUCAAGAGCUAAAAGCUAAAGUUCUACAGUUGAUUAUUAUCCCGUGCUUUGCUGUCAGCUUCGAACGAGGUGAGAGUGUAAAGUUGAUGGGCAGUGCACCAAUGCCUUAUCAAGAUAAUCCUGAGAACGUCGUGUCAGUCUUCAUCAGCAAGAUUAUUGAUUCUGACAAUCCAUUCGGUUCAGCUGAUUGUGUGAGAAUUUCGCUGCUUCAGUUUUCAUGUCUUUUGGUGGAGCAAGCCAGUCAACAUAUCCACGAUGCAACCAACAAACGUCAGGGACACAAGCUCAGGCGACUGAUGACAUUUGCCUGGCCUUGUCUACUUGGCAAGAACUGCGUAGAUCCAGCAACUCGUUACCAUGGACACCUCCUGCUCUCCCACAUUAUCGCCAAAUUUGCCAUUCACAAGAGAAUUGUUCUUCAGGUAUUCCAUUCCCUGUUGAAAGCUCACGCCGUUGAAGCGAGAAGUGUUGUGCGUCAGGCCCUGGAAAUUCUGACACCCGCAAUGCCAGUGAGAAUGGAGGAUGGCAACACAAUGCUGACACACUGGACAAAGAAGAUAAUCGUCGAGGAGGGACACUCCAUGCAGCAGCUCUUCCAUAUUCUCCAGUUGGUGGUUCGCCACUAUAAAGUUUACUAUCCAGUUCGUCAUCAUCUGGUCCAGCACAUGGUGAACUCCAUCCAGAGACUUGGUUUCAGUCCAACAGCAACCAUUGAACAUCGAAGGUUAGCCGUGGAGCUGGCGGAGGUAAUCAUCAAGUGGGAAUUACACAGGAUAAAGGACGAGGCAGAGGCUGCUGGUGAAAUAAUAACAUCGACAGGUGGAAUUAAACGGCAAGCCCCAGCAGGCGAUGAUUUCUCGUCAAAGAGGCAGACUGUGGGGCCUGCUAUGAGUCCAGGUGUCCCUGUGCAGCCCCGAGUUGAACCUGGAUCUACAAAACCUAUUGAACGUGCCCAUGCUGAUGCAAUUCUCAACUUCUUGCUGAGGCUAGCCUGCCAGGUCAAUGAUGGAACCACAACGACAACUCCAGCUGCAACUACAGCUGCUGUUGCAGCUGCUGCAGCAGCGGCUUCUGGAGGCACUGCCACAGCAGCCAAUGCCACUGCCGCUAAUGCUGCUGCAGCUACAGCACAGGGGGGAAAUCCUGGUGAACAGUUAUCCAGGAGAUGCGUUACUCUCCUCAAAAUGGCACUGAAGCCAGAUGUCUGGCCACAGUCUUGUGAUCUCAAGCUUGCCUGGCUCGACAAGGUAUUUGCCAGUGUUGACAAUACUCAGCCGAAUUAUGGAAACAUCUGUACAGCUUUGGAGCUCGUCACUUUUCUUCUUGGUGUCAUGAAACGAGAACAGAUUCUAGCGAGUUUUAAACCACUACAGAGGGGUCUUGGUGCUUGCAUUGCCAGUGCUAAUACCAAAGUCAUCAGGUUGGUUCAUGGAUUGUUGUCUAGAUUGAUGACAUUAUUUCCUACAGAGCCCACAUCCGCAAAUGUUGCCUCCAAACAUGAAGAAUUGGAUACCCUCUACACGACUGUUGGCAAAUUUGUAUUCGAUGGGCUUGCUGCUUACGAGAAAAAUCAAUCAGCAGCUCCAAGUACUUUAUUCGGCACUCUCAUGAUGCUGAAAGCAGCCUGCACCAAUAAUCAGAGUUAUAUCGAUCGACUGAUCACACCGUUUAUGCGAGUUCUUCAGAAAAUGGCGAAGGAUCAUCUGCACUCGACUCAAACCGAGUCAAAUCCAGUGGGAAGUGAACUUCUGAUUCUUAGCUUGGAUCUUGUUAAGAGUAGAGUUGGGGUGAUGGGAGUGGAAAUGAGAAAAUCAUUCAUUGGAGCUAUUCUCGUUGGACUGAUUGAAAAGACACAGGAUAUCAAGGUGAUGAAAGCAAUUACGAAAAUGCUGGAAGAGUGGAUGAAGAAUAAGAACACAAUUGCUAUGAAUCAAGCUCCCAGUCUUCGAGAGAAAUCAAUUCUCCUUGUCAAGAUGAUGCAGUACGUAGAGAAGAGAUUCCCAGAUGAUUUGGAGCUCAAUGGGCAGUUCCUCGAGCUCGUGAACUUUGUGUAUCGAGAUGAAACUCUUAAAUCCUCUGAGUUGACAUCAAAACUGGAGCCAGCGUUUCUAAGUGGGUUAAGGUGUAUACAACCUCACAUCAGAGCCAAAUUCUUCGAGGUCUUUGAUGGCUCGAUGCGAAGAAGACUCCAUGACAGACUAUUGUACAUCGUUUGCAGUCAGAGUUGGGACGCCAUGGGACCCCAUUACUGGAUAAAACAGUGUAUCGAGCUUCUCCUGGUGACAGCAUCCUCGACAACUCAGAUACAAUUAUCGAAUCAAGACACUCUGCUACCUUCUGUCAAUUCCAUAAUCAAUAUGGCAGAUUCUGAGGACCUCAAGGGCUUCAUGAUGUACACGAACGUGAAGGAAGAGCCCCAGGAAGUUCACGACCAGAGUGACAUCGCAAAUGAUCUAACGGAGACAAAGGACUCGAAGGACUGCAUAAUGAGAGAGAAAGAUGAGAUUUUCGAUCUCGAUCUGUCGACGGUUGAUUCGAGUGGAGCUGUCCCAGAGGAUGUCGUUAAAACCGUCACUGAGCAGACAGGAACUUUAACUCAACUCGUUUCAAAACAGUCAGAUUUUAUCGAACACUCGAGAAAGAUAAGGACAGAGCAGCUCCUCAAUUCUGCAGCUCAACUCUGCCACAUGGAUACUAAUCUUGCAGAAAGAGUCUGGCUCGAUACAUUCCCCAGGUUGUGGUCAAUCCUGGAUGAUCACCAGCACAACACUCUGAUUGGUGAAAUAGUGCCAUUCGUGUGUUCAGGAACCCACGUGAUCCAGAAGGACUGUCACCCAUCGGCGAUAGCAACUUUCGUCGAGGCCCUGGCACAUUGUGAUCCCCCAGUGCCAAUGAGACCAGCUCUCAUGAAGUACCUGGGUAGAUCUCACAAUAUCUGGCACAGAAUGACUCUCAGUCUCGAGCAGAUGGCAUUUGAUGGAAAUAGCUCGGGUAGCAGUAACCGAAAAUCAAGAGAAACUGAUUGCUACGAUUUCGAGCCUGACAACAGUCCGCACGCCGAAGUCCUGGAUUCAUUAUCAGACAUGUACUCAUUGCUGUGUGAGGAAGACAUGUGGGCAGGACUCUGGCAGAAGCAUGCCCAUUACAAAGAGACACUCCAGGCAACAGCACUGGAGCAACAGGGAUUCUUCGAGCAAGCGCAGAGUGCUUAUGAUCUAGCCAUGACUAAAUUCAAGGGAGAUUACGUGACAACACCAGCUCCAUUCAAAACACAACGAGAAGCUAUUCUGUGGGAGCACCACUGGAUACGAUGCGCCAAGGAAUUGAAUCAGUGGGAUCUUCUUCUCGAGUACGGGAGUAAAAAGGCUGAGAGAAAUCCAUUCCUCAUUCUCGAGAGUUCCUGGAGAAUUCCAAAUUGGGGACUGAUGAAGGAGGCACUUGCACAAGUCGAGCACAACUGCCCCAAGGAGAUGGCGUGGAAAGUGAAUCUCUACCGUGGCUUUCUCGCUAUUUGCCACUCGGAGGACCAACACCUCAAUGCAGUCGAGAGAUACGUGGAGCUUGCAUCGGGAUUAUGCAUGAGAGAGUGGAGGAGACUUCCCCAUAUUGUCUCCCAUAUUCAUCUGCCUCUUCUUCAGGCAGCCCAACAGAUAAUGGAGCUCCAGGAGGCUAUGCAGAUUCACCAGGGACUUAUCCAUGGUAGAUCAUCAUCCCUUCAUGAUAUGAAGGCCAUCGUUAAAACCUGGAGGAAUCGUUUACCAGUGAUUGCUGAUGACCUGAGCCACUGGUCUGAUAUAUUUACGUGGAGACAGCACCAUUACACUUUCAUAUCAUCGCACUACGACGCCCAGCAGGAUCAGACAACCAAUCACUCAAUGUUCGGGGUGCAUGCAUCAGCCCAGGCGAUCAUCCAUUUCGGAAAAAUCGCCAGGAAGCACAAUCUGACUGGUGUAUGUUUAGACUCGUUAUCCAGAAUCUACACGAUUCCCAGUGUUCCCAUCGUCGACUGCUUCCAGAAAAUUCGACAACAGGUCAAGUGUUAUCUGCAGAUGGCAUCAGUCAGUGGUAAAAAUGAACUGCAGGACGGUCUCGAGGUAAUCGAAUCCACCAAUCUCAAGUACUUCACCAAGGAGAUGACUGCAGAGUUCUACGCUCUCAAGGGAAUGCUUCUGUCACAGAUAGGUAGAUCAGAUGAUGCUAAUAAAGCAUUCUCAGCAGCUGUGCAGAUGCACGACACGUUGGUGAAGGCGUGGGCCCUCUGGGGUGAUUACCUCGAGCACAUAUUCACUCGCGAUGCCCGACAAAUAUCCAUCGGUGUCUCUGCAAUCACCUGUUUCCUCCAUGCCUGCAGACACCAGAAUGAAUCCAAGUCUCGAAAGUAUUUGGCUAAGGUGCUCUGGUUACUGACGUACGACGACGAGAAAUUCUCGUUGAUGGAGGCCCUCGAUAAAUAUGCAGUUGGAGUUCCUCCGAUUCAGUGGCUUCCAUGGAUUCCGCAGUUGCUCAUGUGUCUAGUCCGAAAUGAAGGAAAUGUCAUUCUCAAUUUAUUGUCACAAGUUGGGAGGAUGUUUCCACAAGCUGUUUAUUUCUCGAUUAGAACUCUCUACCUUACCCUGAAGAUCGAGCAGAGGGAGAGGUAUAAGAGUGCAGAGCUGGCUGGAAAGACUGAGGAAGGAAGGGUACAGCCAGGACCAGAGACUGGUCCCAUCAGGGCAACUCCACCCAUGUGGAGGUGCUCCAAGAUCAUGCACAUGCAGAGAGAUAUUCAUCCGACUAUUCUGUCGUCUCUGGAGGGAAUCGUCGACCAAAUGGUGUGGUUCAGGGAGACGUGGUACGAGGAAGUACUCAGACAGCUUAGACAGGGCCUUGCCAAGUGCUAUGCCAUUGCCUUCGAGAACAGAGGAGCCGUCUCAGAGGCAACCAUCACUCCCCAUACCCUCAAUUUUGUGAAAAAACUCGUAUCAACUUUUGGCAUUGGCAUCGAGAACAUAUCAUCUUCUCAAAACGUCAACAACACUUUCGGCUCAGCUGCAUCAGAGAGCCUCGCUAGGAGAGCACAAGCCACUGUUCAGGAUCCUGUUUUCCAGAAGAUGAAGGGCCAGUUCACCUCGGAUUUCGAUUUCACCGUGCCUGGAGCUAGACUACUCCAUAAUUUGAUCAGCAAACUGAAGAAGUGGAUUAAAAUCCUGGAAGGAAAGACAAAGCAAUUGCCCAAAUCUUUUCUCAUCGAGGAGAAGUGCAGGUUCCUGAGUAAUUUCAGUCUGAAAACAGCUGAGGUAGAGUUACCGGGGGAGUUUUUACUCCCCAAGCAUUCGCAUUAUUACGUGAGAAUAGCUAGAUUUAUGCCGAGGGUGGAGGUUGUUCAGAGGCACAACACAGCUGCCAGGAGAUUGAGGAUCAGGGGCCAUAAUGGACGACUCUAUCCUUAUCUAGUUGUAAAUGAUGCUGGCCUGGGGGAUGCUAGAAGAGAGGAAAGGGUCCUGCAAUUGCUGAGGAUGCUUAAUCAUUACUUGGCGAAGCAGAAGGAGACCUCGCGGAGAUUCCUGCAUUUCACUGUACCAAGGGUUGUGGCAGUUUCUCCCCAAAUGAGACUUGUCGAGGAUAAUCCAGCGUCAGUUUCCCUCUUGGACAUCUAUAAGAAGGGUUGUGCUAAGAUGGGAAUUGAGCAUGACGCCCCCAUAGCUAGGUAUUACGAGAGGCUAGCAGCUGUUCAGGCAAGGGGAGCACAGGCAAGCCAUCAGGUCCUUCGGGAUAUUCUUAAAGAGGUGCAGACCAGUAUGGUACCCAGGACAAUGCUCAGGGACUGGGCUGUCAAGACUUUUCCCUCUGCCACUGACUACUGGACCUUCAGAAAAAUGUUUACCCUCCAAUUAUCUCUCGCAUGUUUCGCUGAGUAUGUCCUUCAUCUGACGAGACUUAAUCCUGACAUGAUGUAUGUGCAUCAGGACUCGGGACUCAUUAAUGUGGCUUAUUUCAAGUUUGAUAUUGAUGAUACGAGUGGAGAGCUCGAUGCCAACAGACCUGUACCCUUCAGACUAACACCCAAUAUUCUUGAGUUCUUAACUGGCACUGGAGUCUCUGGACCUCUCACAGCAUCAGCCAUUGCCACUGCCAGGUGUCUUGUUCAACCAUCGUUCAAGGUCCAUACGAUUCUCAGGGCUAUUCUCAGGGAUGAGGUAAUUGCUGAUCACAAUAAGAAGCAGGAUGAUCCUGAAAACGCAACGCAAGUGCCUGAUAUGAAGGGGGAAUUACUGAUUACGAUGGUCACGAGGGCUGUCAAUGCUAUUGUACAGAGGCUUAAUUCAUUGGCGACUUUUGAUGGGACUGAUAGCAAAGUUGGAACACUCGUUGCUGCUGCGAACAGUCAUGAUAAUUUAUGUAGAAUGGAUCCUAGUUGGCAUCCUUGGUUGUAAAUUUAAUGGAUGUACAGGAUUCGGGGGAGUUGGGGUGGAAAUCACACUAGAUACUUAUUAGGUCGAGUAAUUCGGGAGAAUAGAGGAAGAAUGAGGGCUGUCUAUCUUCAUUUCACUUUUGUGAGAAUUGAAGGGAAACUACUGAGUUUUCAAUAUUUAAGAUUAUUGAAAGUCUUUUAAUUCAAUUUUCCAAUGACCUUUCAUUAAUUUUUU
Molecule: messenger RNA, 11838 nt
Organism: Fopius arisanus
Lineage: Eukaryota; Metazoa; Arthropoda; Insecta; Hymenoptera; Braconidae
Gene: Nipped-A
Product: Transcription-associated protein Nipped-A
Exons: 1
Coding region: 58-11625 (3855 amino acids)
Biological process (GO): DNA repair; regulation of DNA-templated transcription
Cellular component (GO): nucleus; SAGA complex; NuA4 histone acetyltransferase complex
Molecular function (GO): protein binding
Source: RefSeq, a predicted model, not a curated record